Molecule: messenger RNA, 279 nt
Organism: Cyphellophora europaea CBS 101466
Lineage: Eukaryota; Fungi; Ascomycota; Eurotiomycetes; Chaetothyriales; Cyphellophoraceae
Exons: 1
Coding region: 1-279 (92 amino acids)
Source: RefSeq, a predicted model, not a curated record
AUGGGUGUGGGUAAGAGCUCGGCAAUCAAUGCCAUCCUCGGUCACUCGGAGCUAGAUACAACCGUCCAGACUAGGGCUAGAACGUCCGUGAUCACAGAGUUCAGAUACAACCAUGAUCCUACUUGCCCCUUCAAGGCAGAAAUCGAGGCAAAAUCCGCGGACGAGGUGAACGUGGUGUUGAAGACGUUGCUCGCGGACUUGCUCUAUUUCGAAAGCAUCCCUCUCCAUGAACGCUUGCUCGAGAGCGAGGCUAAAAAGCCGUCGCGGUCUGCGCAAUAA